This is a messenger RNA of Nymphalis io (European peacock), 1462 nucleotides long. RefSeq lists its product as uncharacterized. NCBI's taxonomy places the organism in Eukaryota, Metazoa, Arthropoda, Insecta, Lepidoptera, Nymphalidae. The record is from RefSeq and is a predicted model, not a curated record. The transcript is spliced from 9 exons. Gene Ontology annotation, biological process: synapse organization. Gene Ontology annotation, cellular component: neuron projection membrane. The coding region runs from base 121 to 1437 and encodes 438 amino acids.
AAAGUUCGCAGAGCUCAUCAACGUAAAUAAUUGUGGGUUUAAAUAAAACAAAAGAACUGUGGAAAUUAGUGGACGUGGUUUUUUAUUUAUUUUUAAUGAUGUGUUAACAAUGUAGCAGCAAUGUGUGGGCCGGCCGCAGCGGCGCUGUUCCUUGCCGCGCUUGCCGCUCUGCCUUGUAGAGGCACAGAUGCAGAUACAUCAACGAUACCAAAAGAAGAGAAAGAGACAGCAACACCACCAAUAAUAAACAAAAUCUAUCAAAUGCUACACGCCAGCUCAAGUUCACACAAUCAAGCUAAACUUCUCAACUUUAAUUACACUCUUAAUGAACCAAAUAGUUUUGAAAACAGUAAUCAAAAACUUUCUCUGAGCACAGAGAAUAAUAAUUAUAUAUGCUGUCAAGAUUUCAUUAUGCCCAGUAACGAAGAUGGCGGUGUGCCAAAGGAAAUAUUAAAUAAAAAAAAUAGAAAGAGAAGGGUUGUGAAUGUGAUAAGGACGGAUGAAAAUUAUACUUUAAGUUACGUACAAGUGACAACGGUUACAUCUGAUCCAGAACCAAUGGCGUUGGAGAGAAGACGUAAGCCAGGGGAAGCUGGUUCCAGCGCUCCACUUCUGAACUACAUAUUUGAUACUUAUUCUAAUGCACAUCAGCAUCGAAAUGAAAGACCAGGAAAUGGCAACAGUAUCUACGUGGCUGCAGGACCAGAAAUCGAAGCACUGGUCGGUUCAACUGCACACCUAGACUGCAAGGUCGAUGCUCUUCACGAUAAACUGGUUUCGUGGGUACGUCGGAAAAACGACGAGCUACCAAUGGAAUUGCUUACGACCGGCACACAGCAAUACACCGCCGACGACAGGUAUUCAGCACGCUUCAUUCCACCAGACAUCUGGAGACUAGAAGUGAAAGAAGUAAGGCCUGCUGAUGCUGCCUUCUACGACUGCCAGCUGUCUGCUCAUCCACCACGAACUGCUCGCGUCACGUUGAGAGUACCCGAGGUAUCAGUCCGCAUCGUGGAUGGUGCUGGAGCUGAGGUGUCUGAACAAGUUUGUGAGCUAGGGAGCACGGUGGCACUGCGAUGUGAAGUAAGGGGCUUGCGCAUGGAAGGAGGCCCGUCACUUCUCUGGUACCGAAGAGAGGCCUUGCUUAACGAUGACACAACAAGAGGAGGUAUUAGUGUUCGGACAGAGUUUGGUGCGAACGGCGCUAACUCCGUGCUCCGUGUGGCACGCGUGCGCAAUGAUGAUGCAGGACAAUACACAUGCAGCAUUGCACGUGCUCCACCACCUGCACCCACACCAGCGCAUGUUUACCUACAUGUCAUUAAGGGAGAAAGUCUGGCUGAGCUACACCAAGGGCAAGAAAUAAAGACGGUCCCUUUACGUCUCGUAUUCACGCUGGCGACAUUGCUAGUUUUACGAAAUUAUAAUAUUGUAUAACAAUAAAUUGUUCAUUUUUGAUUAU